AUGGCCUCUGGCAAUGCUGCUGAUGUAAAUCCACUAAAGAGACAAAGACAGAACAGUAGUUUCAACAUGUCCUCUGAUCUUAGUAAACUCAAUGACCUGCUAGACUCAAUUUCUUCAGAUGAAAACGAAUUCAAACAAGCCAUUAGCCUUAUUCUAAAUAAGGAAAAUUUCAAAAACGCUCUAGCUGGAGUUUUUGUUACAGAGGUAACACAAUUACGCAAUGAACUCAGUGAUCUUUAUUUACGAAUUGACCAAAUGGAACAAUAUUCUAGAAGAAACUGUCUCAAAAUAACAGGCAUACCUGAAGAGAAAAACGAAAACACUGACACCCUUGCACUUAAUGUAUUCAACAAUCUUGUUCUUAAAGAAAAUACAGAGAAAAUCUCAGUUAAGGAUAUCUCCAGGUCCCACAGGGUAGGAAAAUAUGACCCUCGCAGGAAAACACGCGACAUCAUAGUCAAAUUCACCAGCUACAGAGAUAGGGCCAAAGUGUACGGCAAUAAAAAAAACCUGAAAUCAUACAACAACAACCCUACAAAGCAAACUGGCCGCAUAUUCAUUAAUGAAGCCCUCACUACCAGGCGUUCCGAACUCUAUGGGAAAACUCGAGACCUUGUAAAGAAGAAAAAGAUCGACAGUACCUGGACUUACGAUGGACGUAUUUACGUUAAACUCAGCGGUCCAAGAGGUAAGAAGGUCAUCAUUAACUCCUUGGAGGAUCUGGAGUGCUUCCAUGAGGAUAACGCGGACAGCAACCACGAAGAGGGAUAG
Molecule: messenger RNA, 771 nt
Organism: Magallana angulata
Lineage: Eukaryota; Metazoa; Mollusca; Bivalvia; Ostreida; Ostreidae
Exons: 1
Coding region: 1-771 (256 amino acids)
Biological process (GO): retrotransposition
Cellular component (GO): ribonucleoprotein complex
Molecular function (GO): single-stranded RNA binding
Source: RefSeq, a predicted model, not a curated record